Ochlerotatus camptorhynchus is the source of this 4823-nucleotide messenger RNA. RefSeq names its product Cdk5 activator-like protein (gene Cdk5alpha). NCBI's taxonomy places the organism in Eukaryota, Metazoa, Arthropoda, Insecta, Diptera, Culicidae. The record is from RefSeq and is a predicted model, not a curated record. Gene Ontology annotation, biological process: axon guidance. Gene Ontology annotation, molecular function: protein kinase binding; cyclin-dependent protein serine/threonine kinase activator activity. The transcript has 4 exons. Gene Ontology annotation, cellular component: protein kinase 5 complex; cytoplasm; growth cone. Bases 1156 to 2682 code for a protein of 508 amino acids.
ACUCGGUGGUCCUCCAUAUUUGCGUUUUGAUAUAACAUCAAAAUUUUGUGGCUUUUGGGACCUAUCCCAGUGUAGUUUGCUGUGCAAAUUAAAGUAGAGCUUGAGUAGUCGACUCAAAUAGUGUAGAAUCGUGAGGAAUUCAGCUGGAAGGAGUUGAAAAUCGGAUCCUUUUUUUUUGGAUAAUGGUAGACGAGGCUGAAUAGGAUACCCUUAAUACAAAUGGAAAAACUUUGACAGUGCAGUGCAGUGAAAAUUCCACCCCAAAAGGGAAAUAACAAUACCUCCCCUAUUGAUUUGGAGCAUCAGAGGAGCAGCAGCAGUGGAUGAUUCACAUUUUAGGCGCGUGCUAUGGCCUUUUUGAUAAAUUAAUUCGAAUCGUUGACCGUUUUCGUUUUACAUUUACGAGAAACCAGAUUUACAUCGGUCAGUUUUGCCCAAUCGAGGGCACAUCUAGGGGACGAAGCAAAACGGAAAAUCUGAAAGUGCGUGUUUCAAUACCUCGAUCGGUUCGUGUGUGUAGCCGUGUGUCCCUAUUAGAUUGCACCGUUGGCGUGUGAAAACUAGGAAUACAAGUGGCAGUGUGUGCGUGUUGUUGCUUGGAGGAAAAUUGUGUUCAGCAAUUUUCAGCCUACCACCCAUUGUGUCCCCGUUUCUGGCGUUCACAAUCCGGAAGUUUGAUCGCUUUGGGAUUUCCAUUACCCAACGGAAGUAAGACACUGACUUUUUUUUCUGUGCUGCUUUCGUCGAAAAGAAACAUCGGUCGUGAGUGUGCGGUGAGUUUACGGGACGGAUCUUGGAGUAGUAGCUGGCGGAUGUUUCAAUUAUAGAGGAAAUUCGCUCUCGAUGAGAUGGUGUUGUGACAUAGUUGAAAAUCGAGGGUUGUAGGAAGGCGUGAAUGUGACAAACAUACAUAGCAAGAGCAAAAACGAGAGCGACUGUGUGUGAAGAAUAGGAUAUACGUGUGCAGUAUAAGAAGUUGUCGAUUUUUGUAGUUACAUAAAAUUCAGUGAAAAGGGAAUAGAAGAGGAAUCCUCAGGAGAGAAGUUUCCCUUGUGUUGAUAGAAUUUUUCAUCCGACGUGGUCCGAUAAAUUAUUCAUCGCAAAAUUCCCUCAUCUUCUGCAGUGCUUUUGGUAGACGAGUUGAGGUUGGCAAAAAUGGGUACAGUGCUAAGCUUCAGUCCCCGGGAGCGUCGACCCAUUUAUUCGACGCAUCACCACAGCGCCGGAACGCUGUCCUCGUCGAAUUCCGCAGAUUUCCCACUGAACAACUAUUCGUACGAGCAGCUGAACAACGUUAAGAACCGAGAGAACACUAAACCGCCCAAUCUGAUCCAGGCGGUACCGAACAACAAUAGCAUCAACAACAACAAUAAUCUAAAUAUUGGAGGAAAAGACGACGGCAAGAACAAUAACACGAACAAUGGAGGAACUUUGAUGAUGCUUCAGCAAAACCAUCAAUCCAACAUCAACGGAAGCACCAACAUCAACAGCAUCAACAACAACAUCAACAGCAACAACAAUAGCAACAGCAUACAGGAACGCAACAACAACAACAACAACAACAACAAUAAUAAUAAUAACAACAACAACAACAACAACAGUAAUACCGACAGUGCUCGUAUUCUCUCGGAGAAGAAUGCUCUGGAGAAGAAUCUCAAGAAGCAUUCCCUGUUUAUCAAUGCCCUCUCGUGGAAGCGACUAGCAGCCUCCCAUGGCAAGAAGAAGCUGGACAACCAGAAGAACAAAUCGGCCAAUCUGGGGUCGGCCACGUUCCGUACUCCGCUGACCGACACCAUCCACCCGAUGGUGGACAAGAACAAGAACCUGCAGCAGUCGCAAUCCUUUACCCAGCCCAUCGGCACCCAUACCAACCAGCAGCUGCAGGUUCAGCAGGUUUCUCAACAACCGACCACACUGCAGCUGCAACAGCAACAGCACCAUCAACAGGUCUACUUUACCCCCGGGGGGCCGAAAGCCUUGCUAGCGCUGGACCUGGUGCGGGCCAACAACACCAAUCCACUGUCACAGCCGGAUAAGUUGGCACCGAAGUUGCCCCUGCAGUUGCCCUUGCCGCUGCAACCGAUCAUCAGUCAGCAGCAGGCCGCGGCCGCCCAGCACCAGCAGCACCAGAGUCAGCUAUCGCAACAGUUGCACCACGCCGGACACGGGCCGCGGAAAACCGUCAUCCAGGCCUCAACGUCGGAGCUGCUAAAAUGUCUCGGUAUGUUCCUGCACGACCGGUGCCGAAAGUUGCGAGAUUUCCAAGCAGGUGACGCCGUGAUGUGGCUGCGGGCAGUCGAUCGGAGUCUGCUGCUUCAGGGAUGGCAGGACGUUGCCUUCAUCAACCCGGCGAAUGUGGUGUUCGUGUACAUGCUGGUCCGGGAGCUGGUGGACGGCGAGGAGACCAAGGAGGCUGAACUGCAGGCAGCGGUGCUGACCUGUCUCUAUCUGUCCUACUCGUACAUGGGAAACGAGAUAAGCUACCCGCUGAAACCGUUCCUGGUGGAGGACUCCAAGGACAAGUUCUGGGAUCGAUGCCUCCUGAUCGUGAACCGGCUGUCGUCCAACAUGCUGCGGAUCAACGCCGAGCCGGGCUUCUUCACCGAGAUCUUCACCGAGCUGAAGGCCUGCGGUAUGAACUCGUCCAGUUCGAACUCGAACAUGCCGUGCGGUGCGGCUUGACGCAGCAACAGCAGCAGCCGCCAUCCCCGUGAGGUUGUUGUCCGGCUGUCGAUUGCCGGCCAGCAGCAAAAGUACCAGCACCAGACGACCCUCCAGGAACUGACCAGUGUCGUUUGAGAUGGUGUGAGGUGUGAGCCCACGACCGGAGAGAGCACCAUCACCAGCAGCCAUGACGAAUCAACGAGAGCCUACUAAUACUAAUACAUACUAUCAUUCAAACAACCAUAGCUCAGUCAUAGUCAUCCACCACGGAUCCUACACAGUAGAUGAGUUUUGGAGUCAAACAGAGAAGUGUUUUAUGCAACACCGUUGCAACAGAAGCUUAGUUUUUGGACAAAACAGAAGAACAGUUCAUACAAUUAGGCUCAAGUUUUCGAACCAACGAAUGCGAAAGCUAAAACGGUCUCACACAAGCGGCGGUAUGGCAAUUAUGGCAUCGAGGGUCAGUCAGUCAGUAGUUCAGUAAUUCACAUUGAAGUUAAGCAAAAAAACACAAUAUGCACUUGGAGGGGGAAGAAUUCUAGUCUUUCAUUUAUUUUCGUUCACAACCCCCAUUGAAACAGUAGUGAUUCCCAAAUUUAGAGUAUAGGAAAAAAGUGAGACACAGAAAACCAUUCGGACAAACAGAAAAAAAAAUAUUUAGACGCGUUGAAAUUGUUUCCAAAAACCAGAUAAAAACUGUCGAACCAGACGAUUGUGAAAUUAAGAAACAAAAGUUUCUAAUGUUCAGGUCAUGUUCUCCAUUCCUCCAAGAAACCAGAAAGCCAUCAGAUGAUGCAAAAUGAGAGUUUACCAAAAACCGAAACCAAAAAUUACGGGGGAAAAACCAGCAAAAUGUGAUUCGAUGAAAUUAUAUUAAAAUUAGACGAAAUUUAUGAUGAAGUUAGGAAUACUCAGAAAAUUCAAUCACAAACCUAAACGAACAGCAGAGCCGGAUUCUCGAAUCGAGAAAAAAAAAUACAAAAGAUGAGGUUAGGAUGAUUUUGCGGAAGAUAGCUACAACCAAUUGUUGUUUGUUUUCAAACUUCGCGAAAUGUGUGAUAAAUUGCUCGAUCAGCAUAAAUUGAAUUUUGUGUAUUGGGUUUUCAUGAAAACAAAACCUCAAGCCUGCAGCUUGAAAGCUGAGCUAUGGAUUGGUAAACAAAUAGGAUUUAUGUGCAAAAUUCGAUCUUAUUUUCAGUAGAGUAUCCGUAUCGCGCAAAGACGUCAUCCACAGACAAUUGGCAGUUCGAAUAGUAUUCUGAGAAUUUUUAUUUAGGCUCUGAACCAUUUGGUGGAUUAUUUUAACUUUUAGUUAAAAUUUGACACAUGGAAAGUUAUCGAUGAACCCUGCUAUCCGCGGUUUGUUAUUUCUGACAGACAAGAAGUUAAAUUUUGACAACCGUGGGUGAAAACCGGUCGAUCGACAGCACGGGGAUUUUCGAAUAUAGAAAAUAACUUUCCAAACGUCACGUCACUUUUAACCACGAGUUAAAUUUAACUUGGCAAAUGGUUCACAGCCUUAUGGUGAUUUCGCCUCGGAUGUCUGUAAACUGUAAUCCCAAACAAACAGACGUAACUCUUCGAACAACUUUUCCUUCAAAGCAUCGUCACGGAUCUCACUGAGGGCGCCAUUUGGUGGAUUAUUUUAACUAUUGGUUAAAAUUUGACAGAUGGAAAGUUAUCGAUUAACCCUGCUAUCCGAGCGUGGUUAGUUCUGACAGACAAGAAGUUAAAUUUUGACAACCUUGGCUAAGUUCUUCUCAAAAACCGGUCGAUCGAUAGCACAGGGAUUUUUGAACAUAGAAAAUAACUUUCGAAAUGCCACUUUUAACCAUGAGUUAAAUUUAACUCGGCAAAUGAUUCACAGCCUAAGGCUGUGUUCCAUUUGGUGAAUUUUCACUUAAAUUUGACAGAUGGAAAAUUUUCAAAUAAACCUGUUAUUCCAGCAGACUUAUUUAUGACAGCCAAGGAAUCAACUUUGACAGAUGCUUUCUCGAAAAUCGGCUGUUCAACAACAGAGGGAUUUUCGAACAUCAUAAUUUAUUUUCGAAGUGUCAAAUUUAAGUGAAAAUUUUCCAAAUGGAACAUAGCCUAAGGCUGUGGGAUUUUCGAACAUGGAAAAUAGCUUUCGAAAUGUCAAAUUUAACUCAGCAAAUGAU